Molecule: messenger RNA, 1386 nt
Organism: Colletotrichum fioriniae
Lineage: Eukaryota; Fungi; Ascomycota; Sordariomycetes; Glomerellales; Glomerellaceae
Source: RefSeq, a predicted model, not a curated record
AUGACAGCUGAGAAAUGCAGCUCAUUCUGCUCAAAGUACAGCCACUUUGGCGUCGAGUAUGGCAGAGAAUGUUAUUGCGGUAACACAAUCCAGAGUCAAGCGCUCACGGUCGACCGCAGUGAAUGCGGCUUCACCUGCUCUGGGAACCCGUCGGAACUCUGCGGCGCUGGAAAUCGUAUGGAUAUCUACACCAAUCUGGGGUUCUCUAGUCCGAAACCCGCCACGCUCGUUGACCAUGUCUACUUGGGAUGCUUCAUCGACAACGGCGAUCGAGUACUUCCCAACAAGCCCUUCGCCUCUGACACCAUGACAGCGGCAUUUUGUGCUCAGCACUGCCAGGGUUACACCUACUUCGGUACGCAGUGGUCACGAGAGUGCUACUGCGGUAAUGUUGCGCCGCUGUCUACUGCUCCAGAGUCCGAAUGCUCAUUCCCUUGCUCCGGAUCCGAUGCCGAGCUCUGCGGCGGCGGCAUGAGACUCAGUGUAUACGGACCGCCGGUGGUAUCAACACUCCCCGGUACGACUCCCUCUCAAGGUUCAACGCCCUCUCCCGUUUCACCAGCAGCGGCAGUGGCCGUCUCUGGGUACAUUUACCAGGGUUGCUACACCGACAACCUGCCUCAGCGCGUUCUCACGGGAGACCUUGUACGCGAUCCCGCGAUGUCCCUCGAGAAGUGCGCCUCGUUUUGCAGCACCUCCCACUACACCUACUUCGGCGUCGAGUUCACAGGAGAGUGCUACUGCGGGAUGUCUUUAGAUGCAGCAAGCACAAAACAGACAGAGGUUGCGUGUGCAAUGAAGUGUGGCGGUGACAGCACGGAGAUCUGUGGCGACGCCAACCGCAUAUCAGUCUAUGCCCUACCGCAAACGUCAAUGAUUCCGGUCGUCAAGAACCUGGCAACAGUCGGCGGCUUCUACUAUUCCUCUUGCUGGGUCGAUAACGUGGAUGGACGUCGCUCGCUUUCUGCAAAAGACUACAGGGCCGACGAUAUGACUGCUGAAAAGUGUGCUACUUUCUGUCAGGGGUACAGCUACUUUGGGCUGGAGUACUCUCGAGAGUGCUACUGUGGCAACACCGUUGGCGGUUCCAUGGCUUCAGAGAAAGACUGUGGGCACGUCUGCGUGGGAGACUCUUCGCAAUGGUGCGGAGGGGGUGAUCGUCUCAGCCUCUACAGCAUCAAUCCGCCUGCCGUUUCGUCUUCGUCGUCUUCUAUAACCUCGACCAGCUCAAUUGACACGCCAGAUCACCUCCACAAGCUCCUCCAGUCCUACAGUAUCUACUACCUUGACAAGCCUAGAAUCUUCUGCAACUGCGACUUCGCCCACUGCUUCCUCUUCAUCGGAAACUAUGGGGAGCUCAUCAACCACAACUUCCUCAAUGCUUGA